Molecule: messenger RNA, 2462 nt
Organism: Pygocentrus nattereri (red-bellied piranha)
Lineage: Eukaryota; Metazoa; Chordata; Actinopteri; Characiformes; Serrasalmidae
Product: tyrosine-protein kinase Lyn-like
Exons: 13
Coding region: 147-1664 (505 amino acids)
Biological process (GO): cell differentiation; innate immune response; cell surface receptor protein tyrosine kinase signaling pathway
Cellular component (GO): extrinsic component of cytoplasmic side of plasma membrane
Molecular function (GO): signaling receptor binding; non-membrane spanning protein tyrosine kinase activity; ATP binding
Source: RefSeq, a predicted model, not a curated record
UGGUGAACAACACAGACGCAGCACUAUGCCAAAGGUUACAGACACUUUCACGGACUCAGGAAGACUUUAGGAUAUUGUCAAGUCUGAGCUCACAUAAGGAGACAGAGACUGGAGUCUGUGCACUUUGGGAACUUUACAGGAUUAGUAUGGGAUGUGCAAAAUCUAGGGGAAAAAAUGGUACCCUUGAACAGACGCAAAAUCACACACACCACAAAAACAGAUACACCAAAGAUCCAACUCAGCCAGGACCAAAUACAAAGAAUUCCUCCCUACUGCCUGGACAGGAUCUGCAGAGUAUAGACGACGGUAGUGCAAAACAGAAGGUUGUGGUUGCUUUAUACGCAUAUGAAGCUGGAAAUAAGACUCAUCUGUCUUUCAGAAAAGGAGAGAAACUCCAAGUAUUGGAUGACAACGGUGACUGGUGGAGAGCUAAGUCUCUGACCUCUGGCAAGGAAGGCCUGAUACCUUACAAUUAUGUGGAGGCAGAAGAAAGCAUAGAGUCAAAUGAUUGGUACUUUAAGAACAUUCCCAGAAGAGAUGCGGAGAGAUACCUGUUGGCUCCUGCUAAUAAACCAGGUGCCUUCCUCAUCCGAAAGAGUGAGACUACUGAAGGGUGCUACUCAAUGUCAGUGCGGGAUGUGAAUGCUAAUGGUUCAGCUGCAGUGAAACAUUAUAAGAUCCGUCCGUUGGAUGAUGGAGGAUUCUACAUUUCGCCAAGAAUCACCUUCAAAAAAAUGGAAGAACUCAUCAAGUACUACCAGAAACAAGCUGACGGAUUAUGUCGGCAACUAGGCAAACCGUGUGUGAAGCCCAAAGCAGAAAUUCAGUGGGAUGAAGACGCAUGGGAGAUUUCAAAAGAAAAUAUUCGGAUGAUCAAGAGACUUGGAGCUGGUCAGUUUGGAGAGGUCUGGUUGGCCUCAUAUAACAACACCACCAAGGUGGCAGUGAAGACUCUUAAGCCUGGCACUAUGUCAGUGGAGGCAUUUCUGCAGGAGGCUAACCUGAUGAAAACUCUUCGGCAUGACCGCCUGGUCCGCCUCUUCGCCGUAGUCACCAAAACAACGCCCAUCUACAUCAUCACAGAGUUCAUGGCUAAUGGUAGCUUGCUGGAUUUUCUGAAGAGUCCACCUGGCAGAAAACUACAGCUGCCUAAACUGAUUGACUUUGGUGCUCAGAUUGCAGAAGGCAUGGCCUACAUCGAGAAGAUGAGCUACAUUCACAGAGACUUACGAACUGCUAACAUUCUAGUCAGCGAGAGCCUGCUGUGCAAGAUCGCUGACUUCGGCCUGGCGAGAGUCAUUGAAGAAAAUGAAUACUCAGCCAGUGAAGGUGCUAAAUUCCCCAUUAAGUGGACGGCGCCAGAGGCUAUAAGUUAUGGUUCUUUCACUAUAAAAUCGGAUAUGUGGUCUUUUGGCAUCCUGCUCUACGAGAUCAUCACUUAUGGGAAAAUCCCCUACACAGGAUUGAGUAAUGCUGAAGUGAUGGCAAGAGUACAUCGAGGCUAUCGGAUGCCACGGCCAGAAAACUGCCCCAACAAGCUGUACGAGAUCAUGACUUCAUGUUGGAAAGCCGAGCCUGAGGAGCGGCCCACCUUCGAUUACAUGCAGAGCAUCCUGGAGGAUUACUUUACUGCAACUGAGGACCAAUAUCAGCAACAGCCUUGAGACAAAAUGACAAAAGGACCAGAACACACUGACCGUGGAUGAAGCCUCAGACUGACCUUUUUGCAAACAAGCCUGUUUGGCAGCUUCUUUCAAUACCUGACAUUAUGCAAAUGCUCACAGACCCACAUUUCCAGGCAGCUCAAUCCAUAGUUUUUUGCCCAUUAAGACACUGAAUUCACCAAAAAUCUCUUUUUAAAAAAAAAAAAAAAAAAAAAAAAAAAAACACACCACACACACAACACUGAACAGAGAAACGAAUGAGAGACCAGGAAGUUCCAAACAAAUGACCACAUUGCUGUCUGCCUGAAGAACCUGCUGAAGCAGGCUCACACCAAGGAAACAUUAGUAUGUGCUUCAGAGGAAGACCAUUCCUUUUCAAUUUCGGAGUGACAACCGCAUGCAUGGCAAGAAAGGAUGGACAACAUGGUGGCAAAGGUCACACAGACGUUAAAUAGGCUGGCCUUCUGUGGCAACUGUUCUUAGCCAUCAUAUUACCAAUAGCUUUCUUUGGAGGCAAGGUAGAGUCGCUUUUAAGAGAAAGUUCAACGGUUAACAUCAGAUUUGUUGACUUGAGCCCAAGCAGUCUUGUUUCUCCAUUUCUCCUCCAGCACAAGAUUCAUUAUGCAUUACUUUGUGUCAAACCCCACUUCAGGAGGUCCCUGGCAUUUGGAAACGAGCAAACAGGACACAUUAUUAAACCUUGUCCCCUCCAAAGGCUAAACAGAGAAAUCUGAUUUCAAUAAAUCAUAAAGCAAUAGCCCAGCUCAAUGGCUUUUGUAAUAAAGUACAAUAAAGUAA